AUGGCCAACUCCUCAAGAGAAGGCACCAAGCCUCAAAUCAAUCGCCAAACGACGACACCCUUUCACCUAAAACUCUUCUAUCGUGUCAAUUCCUUCCACUCCAUUUCCGACUACAGCAUCCCCGCUCCCUCUCGCCGCGGCGGUCCCGUCAGCGGUCCUAAUGCCAUCCGCGCACCCUCCCCUCCACCAGCUGCUGCACCACUCCCUCCACACCUUGAAAUCUACACAUGGCAAUCAUGCACACUCCGCGAACUCUCACAGCUUCUCACCUCCGCUCUCCCCACAUUACUCCCCGACCCGCCCGUGGGCACUCGCCUCUGCUUCCGUCUAAUCUACCCCGACGCGCGAAGCGCAGCUAUGAUGGGUCCCGAUGCGCGUGGCCGAUACUUGAGCAGAGACUUGGGGAGUGUGAUCGUUGGACCGAGGGAUAGUCCGUACCGCGGGGAUGAAGAUGCAGACGAUCACGCAGAGGCACGACCUCGCGCAGGACCAAUGCGCUUCCAGGGCUCCGAUGCAGACAAGGCUUUGCAAGAUGCUCGCUUCAUUAUCGGUGACUACAUUGAAUGUGCCAUAUUGCCGCCCCUGGAGGAUGGUUCGGUUGCGCCAAUGCUCCGCAGUACUCCCGGUCCACCACCGCCGGUAGGAGGCGGCAUGCGCGCAUUCCGAGACAACGGGUACGGAGGACGAGGUGGUCGAGGUGGUCCCCGUGGAGGGGAUCGUGGUGGGCCUCCUGCUCUUCCUGCGGGCGAUUGGAAACGAGGGGAGAGACUACCAGAUGGAGGCCAUCGAGGCGGAGGUCGCCGGGGUUGGGCCCCAUACUGA
Molecule: messenger RNA, 822 nt
Organism: Penicillium cataractarum
Lineage: Eukaryota; Fungi; Ascomycota; Eurotiomycetes; Eurotiales; Aspergillaceae
Product: SAP18 family protein
Exons: 1
Coding region: 1-822 (273 amino acids)
Biological process (GO): negative regulation of DNA-templated transcription
Cellular component (GO): nucleus
Molecular function (GO): transcription corepressor activity; transcription factor binding
Source: RefSeq, a predicted model, not a curated record